Annulohypoxylon maeteangense is the source of this 1230-nucleotide messenger RNA. RefSeq names its product concanavalin A-like lectin/glucanase domain-containing protein. The coding region runs from base 1 to 1230 and encodes 409 amino acids. NCBI's taxonomy places the organism in Eukaryota, Fungi, Ascomycota, Sordariomycetes, Xylariales, Hypoxylaceae. Gene Ontology annotation, molecular function: hydrolase activity, hydrolyzing O-glycosyl compounds. Gene Ontology annotation, biological process: carbohydrate metabolic process. The record is from RefSeq and is a predicted model, not a curated record. The transcript has 4 exons.
AUGCCAAAAGGAGGAAUUAUUAGUUUACUCACUGCGUUGGGCCUCACAGCUCAAUUUGUCAGUGGUCAACUCGAACCCGAAUGUAAUCCGCUUCACGCGACUUGCCAGCCGAAUAAGGCUUGGUCGAAAGACGAUUACCACAUCGAUUUCACGAAGCAAAGAGGCCCGCCGUCGGAAUGGACCAUUGGAAGCUCGGAAGCCGUCAAAUUCACAUCUAAUGGAGCCGAAUUUUCCUACGCGAGGAAAGGUGAUGCACCGAAUAUGUGGACUGACUUCUACAUGCUUGGUGGUCGCUACGAUAUCGAGAUGAAGGUUGCUUCGGGUAAAGGUGUGAUUAGCAGCGCGACUCUCUGGUCGGAUACGCAAGACGAAAUUGAUUACGACUUUUCCGGCAACCAGUUUGGUCAGACCCCUUUCCCACCCAAAGAUGGUAUGUGGGCUCUUGAGACCAAUGUCUUUGCACAGGGUAAGAUGUGGGAUGGCGCGGCAACUCAGCAGAAGGAGUCAUAUAAACCAUCAGAGCAAUUUCAUAAGUAUUCCGUGGAAUGGGAUGAAACCCAUAUCCACUGGUUUGUCGACGACAAGAUUAUUCGCCAGGUUCACGCCAAGGACACUCCCGCCGGUUUCACCUUUCCCCAGUCUCCAAUGAAGCUUAAUCUUGGUGUCUGGGGAGCUGGUGAGCCAGGCAAUGACGGUCGGACUAUCCAAUGGGCUGGCGGUGAGAUCAACAUGAGGCGCACUCCUUACACUCUGCUUGUAAAGAGUGUCAAUAUCACGAACAAGUACCCUGCCUGCCAAUACAAAUAUCAAGACAACGUAUGUAUAACCUACCUAAAAUUUAAGUGCCAUUCGUAUUCUUCGUAUUCUCUUGCCCAAUCUUCUGAAGCGUCUCCAGCUAGUCUGCCCGCUAGCAGCCAUGCGACUACCUCUUCUUCCGCUGACGAAUAUCCUACAUACCAAGCUAGCUCGCCUUCUGCGAAACCUUCGUCGUCUUCGGAAGGGUAUCCCACAAGCGAGGCGGAGUCUCCAUCCAGCAGCCAUUUGUCUGCUUCUUCCGGAUACCCUACGUCUAAUGCUGAGGCGUCGUCGGCUGCGUCUCCUGCUACAUAUCCAGCUGCUAGCGUAUCAUCUGAGAGCCAUCUCAGUACCUUUGUUGAAUCGGCUUCAUCGAUUGCCAGUGAUACCUCGUCCACCGCAUCCGGGUCGCUCGGCAACCGAAUCUGCGAAUGA